AUGCGUGAGGUCAUCUCUAUCCACGUUGGACAAGCCGGAGUCCAAAUCGGAAAUGCUUGCUGGGAGCUCUACUGCCUUGAGCACGGAAUCCAGCCUGAUGGAACUAUGCCAUCUGAUCAACAAGCUGAUGGAGAAUCCUUCACCACGUUCUUCUCUGAUACUGGAAACGGAAGAUACGUCCCACGAUCGAUUUUCGUUGAUUUGGAGCCGACCGUUGUUGAUGAGAUCCGAACUGGAACAUACAAGCAACUUUUCCACCCAGAGCAGAUGAUCACCGGAAAGGAAGAUGCUGCUAAUAACUACGCUCGUGGACACUAUACCGUUGGAAAGGAAUUGAUUGAUACCGUUCUCGACAGAAUUCGACGUCUUGCUGACAACUGCAGUGGACUUCAAGGAUUCUUCGUGUUCCAUUCUUUCGGAGGAGGAACUGGAUCUGGAUUCACCUCCCUGCUCAUGGAAAGACUCUCAGUCGACUACGGAAAGAAAUCCAAGCUUGAAUUCUCCAUCUACCCAGCUCCACAAGUGUCUACCGCUGUCGUUGAACCAUACAACUCUAUCCUCACAACUCACACCACUCUUGAGCAUUCUGAUUGUGCAUUCAUGGUUGACAACGAAGCUAUCUAUGACAUUUGCCGUAGAAAUCUCAGUGUGGAUCGACCAAGUUACACUAACUUGAACAGAAUCAUUUCUCAAGUUGUGUCUUCUAUUACCGCAUCUCUUCGCUUCGAUGGAGCGCUCAAUGUCGAUCUGAAUGAGUUCCAGACCAACUUGGUUCCAUACCCAAGAAUCCAUUUCCCAUUGGCUGCAUACACUCCACUCAUCUCCGCUGAUAAGGCUUACCACGAGGCACUCUCCGUCAACGACAUCACCAAUAGCUGCUUCGAGCCAGCGAACCAAAUGGUGAAGUGUGACCCACGUCACGGAAAGUACAUGGCUGUUUGCUUGCUGUACAGAGGAGAUGUUGUUCCAAAGGAUGUCAACACCGCCAUUGCUGCUAUCAAGACCAAGAGAACCAUCCAGUUCGUUGACUGGUGCCCAACUGGAUUCAAGGUUGGAAUCAACUAUCAGCCACCAACCGUCGUCCCAGGAGGAGAUCUCGCUAAGGUUCCCCGCGCCGUGUGCAUGCUCUCCAACACCACCGCCAUCGCUGAAGCCUGGUCCCGAUUGGACUACAAGUUCGAUCUCAUGUAUGCCAAGCGCGCCUUCGUUCACUGGUACGUCGGAGAAGGAAUGGAGGAAGGAGAGUUCACCGAGGCUCGUGAAGACUUAGCCGCCCUCGAGAAGGACUACGAAGAGGUUGGAGCCGACUCCAACGAGGGAGGAAACGAAGAGGAAGGAGAGGAGUAUUAA
Caenorhabditis briggsae is the source of this 1350-nucleotide messenger RNA. It is a transcript of the gene Cbr-tba-1, whose product is annotated as Protein CBR-TBA-1. Lineage: Eukaryota; Metazoa; Nematoda; Chromadorea; Rhabditida; Rhabditidae. Gene Ontology annotation, biological process: mitotic cell cycle; microtubule cytoskeleton organization. The transcript has 3 exons. Gene Ontology annotation, molecular function: GTP binding; structural constituent of cytoskeleton. Bases 1 to 1350 code for a protein of 449 amino acids. Gene Ontology annotation, cellular component: cytoplasm; microtubule. The record is from RefSeq and is a predicted model, not a curated record.